GGUGUAGCAAUCUGGGCUCCGUCCAAUGGGCGGCGGAGGGGGCGGGGCCUGAAAUGUAACAAGCGAGCAGAAGGCAGUUUCUUGCAGCAGCAACUGGCCAGAGAGAGAGAGAGAGAGAGAGCGCUGACCAUGGCUGAAGCUGACAUUGCACUCAUUGGAUUGGCUGUGAUGGGCCAAAACUUGAUUUUGAACAUGAAUGAUCAUGGCUUUGUGGUCUGUGCCUUCAACAGGACUGUUUCCAAAGUGGACAGUUUCCUGGAAAAUGAGGCCAAAGGGACCAAAGUGAUUGGUGCUCACAGUCUGAAGGAGAUGGUUUGCAAGUUGAAGACUCCUCGGCGUAUUGUCCUGCUGGUCAAGGCUGGCCAGGCUGUUGAUGACUUCAUCCAGAAGCUGGUUCCGCUGCUGGAAAAAGGUGACAUCAUCAUUGAUGGUGGGAACUCGGAAUACAACGACACAACAAGGAGAUGUAAAGAAAUGAAAGCCAAGGGUUUGCUGUUUGUUGGGAGCGGUGUGAGCGGUGGAGAAGACGGUGCCAGAUAUGGACCUUCUCUGAUGCCCGGUGGUCACAAGGAGGCGUGGCCUCACAUCAAGGACAUCUUUCAGAGCAUUGCUGCCAAGGUUGGUUCAGGCGAGGCCUGUUGUGACUGGGUAGGGGAUGAAGGAGCUGGUCACUUCGUCAAGAUGGUGCACAACGGCAUCGAGUAUGGAGACAUGCAGCUGAUCUGUGAGGCUUAUCACCUGAUGAAGGACAUUCUCCACAUGGACCAUGAUGAAAUGGCAAAGGUAUUUGAGGAAUGGAACAAGACGGAGCUUGAUUCGUUCCUGAUUGAAAUCACGGCAGAUAUCCUCAAAUUUCGGGACCCCAGCGGGAAGCCUCUGCUGCCCCAGAUCAGAGACUCUGCAGGGCAGAAGGGCACAGGGAAGUGGACUGCUAUUUCUUCACUGGAAUUUGGAGUUCCAGUUACACUUAUUGGUGAGGCUGUCUUUGCAAGGUGCCUGUCCUCUCUGAAAGAUGAAAGGUUAAUAGCUGGCAAGAGGCUAACUGGGCCUAAAACAACUAAAUUCUCUGGGGAUAAAGGGACAUUCUUGGAAGAUAUCCGCAAGGCUCUCUACGCUUCGAAGAUCAUCUCCUAUGCCCAGGGAUUCAUGCUCUUGAGGCAAGCAGCUAAAGAGUUUAACUGGUCUCUGAAUUAUGGUGGGAUCGCACUGAUGUGGAGAGGCGGCUGCAUCAUCAGGAGUGUCUUUCUGGGAAAAAUUAAAGAUGCUUUUGAUGCAAAUCCUGAACUGCAGAACCUGCUCCUAGAUCAAUUCUUCACGAAGGCUGUUCAGGAUUGUCAGGAAUCCUGGCGUCAUGUGGUCAGCACUGGGGUACAGAUGGGCAUUCCUAUGCCCUGUUUCAGUACAGCUCUGUCUUUCUACGACGGUUACAGACACCAGAUGCUGCCAGCAAACCUUAUCCAGGCGCAAAGGGAUUACUUUGGUGCCCACACAUAUGAGCUGCUGUGCAAUCCAGGGGCUUUCAUCCACACAAACUGGACAGGUCAUGGUGGAAAUGUCUCCUCCUCUUCGUACAAUGCAUGAGCUAUAAACAGUUAACGCUAAAACACUUUGGUUAAAAUAACAUUCCGUAAGAGUAGAUAUUUUAAACAAACAAAAACUGUAAUUUUGAAUAUUCUAACUUAAGGCGUUCCCUAUUAUGUUGUGCUGGUAUCCAAUUUAGAACCAGGGAAAUAGAUUUACUGUGGAUUUUCAAUAAGGCCUUUGGGACUGAUUGAAAAGUUUUCAUGAAUAAUAAAUUGUCUAAACUAUGA
Molecule: messenger RNA, 1811 nt
Organism: Carcharodon carcharias (great white shark)
Lineage: Eukaryota; Metazoa; Chordata; Chondrichthyes; Lamniformes; Lamnidae
Gene: pgd
Product: phosphogluconate dehydrogenase
Exons: 13
Coding region: 130-1581 (483 amino acids)
Biological process (GO): pentose-phosphate shunt; pentose-phosphate shunt, oxidative branch
Cellular component (GO): cytosol
Molecular function (GO): phosphogluconate dehydrogenase (decarboxylating) activity; NADP binding
Source: RefSeq, a predicted model, not a curated record